This is a messenger RNA of Acanthosepion pharaonis, 3783 nucleotides long. Lineage: Eukaryota; Metazoa; Mollusca; Cephalopoda; Sepiida; Sepiidae. The record is from the annotation of a GenBank genome assembly.
AUGCUGUCGCUCUCUUGGGCGCCUUCCACCAGGGCUGUCGCUCUCUUGGGCACCUUCCACCAGGGCUGUCGCUCUCUUGGGCGCAUUCCACCAGGGCUGUCGCUCUCUUGGGCGCAUUCCACCAGGGCUGUCGCUCUCUUGGGCGCCUUCCACCAGGGCUGUCGCUCUUUCAGUCCCUCCACUAUGUAUAUCCUCUCAGUAUAUGUUCUAGGUAUGUCAUGCGUUGUUUUCCCUUUGUCUCUCUUUCCCUUUGUCUCUCUUUCCCUUUGUCUCUCUUUCCCUUUGUCUCUCUUUCCCUUUGUCUCUCUUUUUUCUUUGUCUCUCUUUCCCUUUGUCUCUCUUUCCUUUGUCUCUUUUCCUUUGUCUCUCCCUUUGUCUCUCUUUCCUUUGUCUCUCUUUCCCUUUGUCUCUCUUUCCCUUUGUCUCUCUUUCCCUUUGUCUCUCUUUCCCUUUGUCUCUCUUUCCCUUUGUCUCUCUUUCCCUUUGUCUCUCUUUCCCUUUGUCUCUCUUUCCCUUUGUCUCUCUUUCCCUUUGUCUCUCUUUCCCUCUAUUCGACCCCAGAAAGCGGUCGAUUUCACUCUCACUGCCCCCCUCUCUCUUUCUCUCUGGUCGACCGCUUGUCAACUCACUUCAUCCAGCUUCAAAUCCAAUCGACUUCGGCUCAAAGGGCGUCUCUUGCUGUUUUUCUCUCUGUCAUUGUUUUUCUCUCUGCUUUUUCUUUCUCUCUGCGUUUUUUUCUUUCUCUCUCGUUUUUUCUUUCUCUCUCGUUUUUUUUUCUGUCUCUCUCUCUCGUUUUUGUCUCUCUUCUCUCUCUUUUUUGUCUGUUUCUCUCUCGUUUUUUCUGUCUGUCUCUCUCUCUCGUUUUUUCUGUCUGUCUCUCUCUCUCGUUUUUUCUGUCUGUCUCUCUCUCUCGUUUUUUUUCUGUCUGUCUCUCUCUCUCGUUUUUUUUCUGUCUGUCUCUCUCUCUCUCUCGUUUUUUUUGUCUGUCUGUCUCUCUCUCUCGUUUUUUUUCUUCUGUCUCUCUCUCUCUCUUUUUUGUCUUUUUUCUCUCUCUUUUUUUCGUUUUUUCUCUCUCUUUUUUUCUUCUCUCUCUCGUUUUUCUGUCUGUUCUCUCUCUCUCUUUUUUUUUUUCUGUCUGUCUCUCUCUGUCUGUCUCUCUCUUUUUUUUUUCUGUCUGUCUCUCUCUCUCUCGUUUUUUUGUCUGUCUCUCUCUCUCUCUCUUUUUUUUUGUCUGUCUCUCUCUCUCUCUUUUUUUUUCUGUCUGUCUCUCUCUCUCUCUUUUUUUUUCUGUCUGUCUCUCUCUCUCUCUCUCUGUCUCUCUUUUUUUUCUUUUCUCUCUCUCUCUCUCUCUCUCGUUUUUUCUGUCUGUCUCUCUCUCUCUCUCGUUUUUUCUGUCUGUCUCUCUCUCUCUCUCGUUUUUUCUGUCUGUCUCUCUCUCUCUCUCGUUUUUUCUGUCUGUCUCUCUCUCUCUCUCUCGUUUUUUUUCUUGUCUGUCUGUCUCUCUUUUUUCUGUCUGUCUCUCUUUUUUUUUCUGUCUGUCUCUCUCUCUCUCUUUUUUCUCUCGUUUUUCUGUCUGUCUCUCUCUCGUUUUUUUUUUUGUCUGUCUGUCUCUCUCAUUUUUUUGUCUUCUUUUUUUCUGUCUGUCUCUCUCUCUCUUUUUUUCUGUCUCUCUCUCGUUUUUUCUGUCUGUCUCUCUCUCUCGUUUUUUCUGUCUGUCUCUCUCUCGUUUUUUCUGUCUGUCUCUCUCUCGUUUUUUCUGUCUGUCUCUCUCUCGUUUUUUCUGUCUGUCUCUCUUUUUCUCUUUUUUUUGUCUGUCUCUCUCUCUCUCUCUUUUUUUUUUUCUGUCUGUCUCUCUCUCUUUUUUUUUUCUGUCUGUCUCUCUCUCUUUUUUUUUUCUGUCUGUCUCUCUCUCUCUCUCUUUUUUUUUUUUUCUGUCUGUCUCUCUCUCUCUUUUUUUUUUUCUUCUGUCUGUCUCUCUCUCUCUUUUUUUUUUUCUGUCUGUCUCUCUCUCUCUCUUUUUUUUUUUUCCUGUCUGUCUCUCUCUGUCUCUGUCUCUCUCUUUUUUUCCUCUGUCUGUCUGUCUCUCUCUUUUUUUUUUUCUGUCUGUCUGUCUCUCUCUUUUUUCUCUGUCUGUCUUCUCUCUUUUUUUUCUGUCUGUCUCUCUCUUUUUUUUUCCCUGUCUGUCUCUCUUUCUCGUUUUUUGUCUGUCUGUCUCUCUUUCUUUUCUCUGUCUGUCUUUUUUUUUCCUGUCUGUCUCUCUCUCUUUUUUUUGUCUCUGUCUGUCUCUCUCGUUCUUCUUUCUCUCUUUUUUUUCUGUCUGUCUGUCUCUCUCCGUUUUUCUGUCUGUCUGUCUCUCUCUCUCUCUUUUCUGUCUGUCUGUCUUUCUCUUUUUUUUUUGUCUGUCUGUCUCUCUCUUUUUUUUUUCUGUCUGUCUGUCUCUUUUUCUGUUUUUUUCCUUUUUCUUCCUCUCUGUCUGUCUGUCUCUCUCUCGCGCUUUCCCUGUCUGUCUGUCUCUCUGUCUUUUUUUUCUCCGUGUCUGUCUCUGUCUGUCUGUCUGCGCCUUUUUUUUCCUGUCUGUCUUCUCUUUUUUUUUUCCUGUCUGUCUGUCUCUCUCUCUUUUUUUCCCUGUCUGUCUGUCUCUCUCUUUUUUUUUCCCUCCUGUCUGUCUGUCUGUCUCUCUCUCUUUUUUUUUUUCCCUGUCUGUCUCUCUGUUUUUUUUUUUCCUGUCUGUCUCUGUCUCUCUUUUUUUUUCCCUGUCUGUCUCUCUCUCUCGUUUUUUUUUGUCUGUCUCCUGUCUGUCUGUCUCUCUGUCUUUUCUCCGUCUGUCUGUCUGUCUUUUUUUUCCUGUCUGUCUGUCUCUCUUUUUUUUUUUCCUGUCUGUCUCUCUCUCUCUCCCGUCUCUCUGUUUUCCUUUUCUGUCUGUCUGUCUCUCUCGUUUUUUGUCUCUGUCUGUCUCUCUCUCUCUCUUUUUUUUUCUGUCUGUCUGUCUCUCUCGUUUUUUUUUCCUGUCUGUCUGUCUCUCUCUCUUUUUUUUUCCUGUCUGUCUGUCUCUCUCUUUUUUCCCGUUUUUUUCCUUUUCUGUCUGUCUGUCUGUCUCUCUUUUUUUUUUUCCUGUCUGUCUGUCUCUCUUUUUUUUCCUGUCUGUCUGUCUCUCUCUUUUUUUCCUGUCUUUUUCCUGUCUGUCUGUCUCUCUCUCUUUUUUUUUCCUGUCUGUCUGUCUCUCUCUUUUUUUUCCCGUCUGUCUGUCUCUCUCUUUUUUUUCCCGUCUGUCUGUCUCUCUCUUUUUUUUCCCGUCUGUCUGUCUCUCUCUUUUUUUUCCCGUCUGUCUGUCUCUCUCUUUUUUUUCCCGUCUGUCUGUCUCUUUUUUUUCCGUCUGUCUGUCUGUUUUUUUUUUGUCUGUCUGUCUCUCUCUCGUUUUUUUUUUUCCUGUCUGUCUGUCUCUCUCUUUUUUUCCUGUCUGUCUCUCUUUUUUUUCCUCUCUGUUUUUUUCCUGUCUGUCUGUCUCUCUCUCGUUUUUUUCCUGUCUGUCUGUCUCUCUCUCGUUUUUUUCCUGUCUGUCUGUCUCUCUCUCGUUUUUUUCCUGUCUGUCUGUCUCUCUCUCGUUUUUUUCCUGUCUGUCUGUCUCUCUUUUUUUUCUCUCGCUUGUUAAUGAUUUAUCGAAAAAAACUUUAUUUUGUCGGUCGCGAUGCUAAACUUGUACACCCCAUUCCAAAUAUGACGCCCCCCCCUGUAAAUACUGUGUCAUUUAAUUCCCAGACGAUCACAGCUGAACAUGUCAUUUAG